AUGUGGAUUGCCUUGCUUGUCUUGUCUCGCUUUCUGUUUUCACUCCUUACUUAUUUAACACUCUUUCCUUUUCCCUGUCCUCUCUCUUUUUCUUUUCCUUUACAUUCCUUAUUUCUUUGGCGCUACGCUACUCACUCAUUUCAUUUAUCCCUUCUUUCUUUUUUCUCUUAUUUUUCCCUCUUUCUUUUUCUUUCUUUCUUUCUUUCUUUCUUUCUUUCUUUCUUUAAAUUCGAUUUUCAUUUCUUUAUCCCUUCUUUCUUUUUUCUAUUAUUUUUCCCUCUUUCUUUUUCUUUCUUUCUUUCUUUCUUUAAAUUCGAUUUUCAUUUCUUUAUCCCUUCUUUCUUUUUUUUGUCUUAUUUUUCCCUCUUUCUUUUCUUUCUUUCUUUCUUUGUUUUAAAUUCGAUUUUCAUUUCUUUAUCCCUUCUUUUUUUUUUCUUAUUUUUCCCUUUUCUUUUUCUUUCUUUCUUUCUUUCUUUUUCUUUCUUUUUUUCUUUCUUUAAAUUCGAUUUUCAUUUCUUUAUCCUUUCUUUCUUUUUUCUCUUAUUUUUCCCUCUUUCUUUCUUUUUCUUUCUUUCUUUCUUUCUUUCUUUAAAUUCGAUUUUCAUUUCUUUAUCCCUUCUUUCUUUUUUCUCUUAUUUUUCCCUCUUUCUUUUUCUUUCUUUCUUUCUUUCUUUUUCUUUCUUUAAAUUCGAUUUUCAUUUCUUUAUCCCUUCUUUCUUUUUUCUCUUAUUUUUCCCUCUUUCUUUUUCUUUCUUUCUUUCUUUCUUUAAAUUCGAUUUUCAUUUCUUCAUCCCUUCUUUCUUUUUUCUCUUAUUUUUCCCUUUUUCUUUUUCUUUCUUUCUUUCUUUUUUCUUUCUUUCUUUCUUUCUUUCUUUCUUUAAAUUCGAUUUUCAUUUCUUUAUCCCUUCUUUCUUUUUUCUCUUAUUUUUCCCUCUUUCUUUCUUUUUCUUUCUUUCUUUCUUUUUUCUUUCUUUCUUUCUUUCUUUCUUUUCUUUUCUUUCUUUCUUUUAA
Molecule: messenger RNA, 1011 nt
Organism: Acanthosepion pharaonis
Lineage: Eukaryota; Metazoa; Mollusca; Cephalopoda; Sepiida; Sepiidae
Source: the annotation of a GenBank genome assembly